GCAGCCCCGCCCCUGGAGGGAAAAGUGAGAUAACGGAAAUGACGACACAGCUCCCUGUUAAAUAGCUGUAGGCGGGCCUCUGGCGCUCUCUCCGCCUUAGCGCCAUCUUCUUGGAAACCUCUCCGCCAUGAGAGCUAAGUGGAGGAAGAAGCGAAUGCGCAGGCUGAAGCGUAAAAGAAGAAAGAUGAGGCAGAGGUCCAAGUAAACCGCUAGCUUGUGCACCCAUGGAGCCACAGGAGCAGAAAUAAGGAAAGCCAGAGGCCAGGGACGCUGGUACCAAUUGUUGGACUGCAUGCCUACUUUCUAGAGCUUGAUUCAGUGGAUCUAGAACAUCCAUCGCCAUCUGAUCGCAACGACCACCUUUGAGAGACUCGCCUUGUUCAUAUCAGAAGUCCCUUUUGGUCCGUUGCUCUGGACCUGUGACUUUCGGGACUAAUUCUGUUUUCAUGUGUGGCUGAAUGUAACAACGUAUACAAUAAAUCUUCUCUUCUGCUGUCUUAGCUGAAGAAAAAAAAUGGUUUUGUCUGUUACGUGGUUUUUAUUGGCUGGGGAUUCUCUGUCAGUGCAGUAGGGCCUCUUGAACACCCACGCUGUAGAGCGUCGAGCGCGCUACAUAGGCUACAGCCCGGGGUGUGACUCCUGUUCCUGGCCGACAUUUGGUCCCCAAGCCCUUGGAGUCGGUAGAUACUGGGUGGCCCUUACUUCCCAGAAAGGGUGUAGUAUAAGCGAGGGGAUAGGUUUGAAGGUGGUUCGCGGCCAAGUUAGGGGCAAACGGCACUGCUGCCCUUACUCUUAACCUAAGUCUUAAGUUACUAAGUUCCGCUUUUGAGGCGCUACUGUGCUGUUGCGUCCGGUUGCUAUGGUGACACCCAAAGCUUGCUGGGAACUUCCUGCGGCUAGUCACACUAGUACUUCGCACACCAUAGAGUAGUUCCGGGUCUGGUGGCUAGAGCGUCAUUUCUUCCGCAGGAAGCGGAAGGGCAAUAGGGUAGGCGGCUCUUUGUCGAAGCUAGAGGACCGGCAGGCGGCAGCAGCAACUACGGCGGCGGCGGCAGAACCCAGCAGUGAUGUGGAGGUGGAGACCCACAGGAGCCCCGGACUUCACCUGAGCUACCUCAGGAUUUCCUGGGGUCUAGAGUGCCCUCACCUGAGAUCCCACGGAAGAGGGGCGGUCACCAAGGGUGGCAAGAAAAGGAAGAAAGCCCUGAGUUGGGGGGGACCAGAAUGCCUGACCGGGACAGCUAUGCCAACGGCACCGGGAACAGCGGUGGAGGCCCUGGAGGAGGUGGCAGCGAGGAGACCAGUGGGGCAGGGGCAGGCAGUGGCGGGGCCAGCUCAGAUGCCAUCUGUAGAGACUUCUUAAGGAAUGUAUGCAAGCGAGGCAAGCGUUGCCGCUAUCGUCAUCCAGACAUGAGUGAGGUAUCCAACUUGGGAGUGAGCAAAAAUGAGUUCAUCUUCUGCCAUGACUUCCAGAACAAGGAGUGUAGCCGCCCAAACUGCCGAUUCAUCCAUGGCUCCAAGGAGGAUGAGGAUGGUUAUAAGAAGACAGGAGAGCUUCCCCCUCGGCUGAGGCAGAAAGUGGCAGCCGGCCUGGGCCUUUCACCAGCUGACUUGCCGAAUGGCAAAGAGGAGGUCCCUAUCUGCCGUGACUUUCUCAAGGGUGACUGCCAGAGAGGAGCCAAGUGCAAGUUUCGCCACCUGCAGCGGGAUUUUGAGUUUGAUGCUCGAGGUGGAGGAGGCAGUGGUGGUGGUGGUGCAACAGGCCCAGUCCCCCCAGGACGACGUCAUGACCUCUAUGAUAUCUAUGACCUCCCUGACAGGGGCUUUGAGGACCAUGAACCAGGCCCCAAGCGCCGGCGAGGUGGAUGCUGCCCCCCGGAUGGCCCCCAUUUUGAAUCCUAUGAAUAUAGCUUGGCUCCACCUCGAGGGGUGGAGUGCAGACUGCUGGAGGAGGAGAAUGCCAUGCUCAGGAAGCGGGUGGAGGAGCUUAAGAAGCAGGUCAGCAACCUGCUGGCCACCAAUGAGGUACUGCUGGAACAAAAUGCCCAGUUCCGCAAUCAGGCCAAGGUCAUGACCCUGAGCUCUACUGCACCAGCAACUGAGCAGACUCUGGCCCCCACUGUGGGCACUGUUGCCACUUUUAACCAUGGCAUUGCCCAGACUCACACUACUCUCAGCAGCCAGGCUCUACAGCCUCGCCCUGUAUCCCAGCAAGAACUGGUGGCCCCCACUGGAGCUCCAGCUGCUCCCCCAACUAAUGCUGCACCUCCUGCUGCUCCACCACCCCCACCCCCACACUUGAACCCAGAGAUCACGCCAUUGUCAGCUGCUCUGGCUCAAACAAUUGCCCAGGGAAUGGCACCCCCACCUGUCUCCAUGGCUCCUGUGGCUGUAUCUGUGGCUCCUGUGGCCCCAGUGGCUGUAUCGAUGGCCCAACCCUUGGCAGGAAUCACAAUGAGCCACACCACCACUCCCAUGGUGACUUACCCCAUCGCUUCCCAGAGCAUGCGUAUCACAGCCAUGCCACACUGAUGGGGCUAAUGGACACUCCCCUGGUAUAGCCUCCCAGGGCUGGGGUCGAGGGGCCCUUACCCACUCGCCUAGCCCUCCCAGGCCCUGUCUGAAGGGCUCACUCAAGAACUAGGACAAGAGACUACAAGGAGUUUGCUUCUGAGAAAGGGUUGGGCUGGUCUGUUUUCUCUCACCUCCCUUUUAUGAGGGUCCUCUUGUCCAUCUUCCUUCAAGCCUCACAGAGGGGGCUUUCAUAGGAGUGCAGACUGAAGCCAACAGAGAGGAAGGACUGACUGAGGGGCCGUAUGUACCCUGAUGGGAAGAUAGGGACAUCCCUUGUCGUGUCCUCUCUUCUGCAUAGCACAGGUUCCAGCACUGGCUUUGGAAGAAAAAAAAACAAAAACAAAAAAACCCUGCCCAGAGGGAAAGCCAGGAGAGAUUGGGAAGUGGGUGGCCAGGAGAGAAGGCCUAAUAGGAGCCUUCAGACAAUUGGGGGCCUAGUUGAGUUGGAGAAUACAGGAAACUGUUCCUGGGCCCAAGGGAAGGUGGGGACCAUAGUACUCCAGUCCAAAGACUAGGGGAGCAUUCAUUACCUUGGCUUGGCUUGGAAAUCCAUAGGGCAGGGCCCACCACUUUCCAAAGAAAUAAAAAAAGAAUUAUUUUUAACAAAUGGAGGCAGUGAAAACUUGCUUAGAUAAACUGUGUGGAAGAUGAGAGCAGUAAAUAUAUCUCAUGCCAAAAUGGGAUAAAGACCCCACCCUCACACAGCUUGGAUAAGGUUGGGCAGAGGCCAGGUGAAGGGUAGGGACCCAGAGCAAAAUUAAACGGCACUUUGUGGGGUAAAAGCAUUGGAGCCACCUAGUCUAGUUUAAAAAUAGUCCCAUCUGUUGCUGGUUUCUAUCUGCAUGAUACUAUUCCCAGGAUACCUUAGUAACCAGGGCUCCUGGGGUCAUUUAGGGGGGCAGGUACUAAGGAGGGGUGGAUGUGCUGGGAAAUGGGAAUGGGAUAUGUAUUGACAGAUCCCUUAUUCAAACAGCAGGGCAGGUGGCAGUUGCUCUCUGAGUGGUUGAUGACAGUUAAUGCCCCUCUUACCCCAUCCCUUCCUCAGUUACCAAUGCCUUAAGCCUUCAAGGCUUGGGAGGUGCUGGGAAAAGGAAAGUUCUCCUGGGGACACAAACCUCAGGGUUCAUCUCUUCCCUUUGCCUCCAUAUAGAACCACAGAGGUUUUAAAUCCAAUUAAGAGUCCAUAAGGCCAGGGACCCCAGUAGCCAAACCUCAGUUCCUCCUCAGCUCGUAGUUGAUGUAGGGGAAACAACUCAGGUAUCUACUCUGAUGAGACAGUGGAUUUGGGAUACAGAAAAUGGUUCUGAGUUGUGCUUCCCCCAUCAUAUCUGCUGCUACCUCUUGUUUUGUCUGGUUGAUCACUCAGGUUACACCUGGGUUGGAGAUGGUGUGCUCGGUCAAGGCUGGUCAUAAAAAAAAAGAAAAGGCCUAAAGACUAGAAGUGGUCAAAUACUGAAAUAUUGUGUGUGGACUCUAGAAACCACACAUUGAUAAGCUUAAUGUUGAUUUUUCUGGCACAGUUCUGGAUUAUUAAAAGAGAUGGUUUAUGAGUAGAGACAAAUGUGAUGAUAGAUACCAACAUGAGUUCAUCCCAGCCAAAUCCUGACUAUUUUCUUUUUGCCAAGUAUCUCUAAAGAGGUUGAUUUGGGAAACUGUAAUCAUUGUAUCUUCUUGAUUAACAUAUGCCAGCCAAAGACUGCCAGGAAUACACCUGUAGUCAAACAAAUUGGGUUUAAUGCUCACUGCAGUUAUGGAGAGUGUGCCAUGGGACCCAUGCCUAGCAAAGGGACAUUAGAAAGGACUUUUAGGACUUAGGACUCUGGUUAAGUGAUUUGGGGGAAGGUUCAAGGAAGUGGGGCUUGGUUCCACUGGGUGCUGUCAGGGAAGCAGGGAUACUUCUGUGAUUGGGUAUCUUAACUAGGAAAAGAGCAGACUAGAGUGAAGCUGAAAUUGGUAAUAAAGCAGCAGUCACCCAUUAGUUGGGAGAAGGGGAUGUUUGCUAUUUCAUGACUUGCACACUGAUCUUGUUUUGUGUUUAAACAAAAUUGUGAAGUGUGAUCUUGGUUUUUUUUGCCUCACUUCAUCACAGUCACUGAGUGCCAUUGUGUGAUGUUGGUGUUUCAUGAGAUUGUGUCCAGUAGGAAAACAUCAUUUCCUAGCUGUGAGCCCAGGUCAGCCCUUAACAACCCGAAGCCCAGCACUGCCAGGCCUGUCCCCAGGUGGCAGGGCUGCUUUGCUCUUCCUCAUCUGCUAAGUCAUUGCAGAUAAGAGAAUAAUUAUGGGUCAGUUAAUGGUAGAGUUUGGCGGAGUCAAAACUCAACAUCUUUGUGUAGUAAAUGUUGAUUAGCGCAUUUUGUUAGAGAAACUUCUGGUCUCUAGUGAUACACUCAAGGGCUAUGUUUUAUUUAAAAAAUUUAUAUAAAAAUAUGAAAAGCCCUGUUACCAACAUUAACACACGGAAAUACCAAGUAAACCUGAAAGUGCUGUAA
Felis catus (domestic cat) is the source of this 5063-nucleotide messenger RNA. RefSeq names its product zinc finger CCCH-type containing 10 (gene ZC3H10). NCBI's taxonomy places the organism in Eukaryota, Metazoa, Chordata, Mammalia, Carnivora, Felidae. The transcript has 7 exons. The record is from RefSeq and is a predicted model, not a curated record. Gene Ontology annotation, molecular function: metal ion binding. The coding region runs from base 1225 to 2532 and encodes 435 amino acids.